Molecule: messenger RNA, 2085 nt
Organism: Naegleria lovaniensis
Lineage: Eukaryota; Heterolobosea; Eutetramitea; Acrasida; Naegleriidae
Exons: 4
Coding region: 1-2085 (694 amino acids)
Source: RefSeq, a predicted model, not a curated record
AUGGGCAAAACAGGUCGUCAUCGAAAGAUUUCCUUCUUUUCUCUUCAGACUGCACAAAACUCUGAAUUGAAAAAGGAAUGGUUUUGGAAACAGGGUGGAAGAAUCAAGUCAUGGAAAAAACGUCUCUUUGUCAUUUUCGAAAAUACUCUCUACUACUAUGCCUCUGAACAAGAUAAGGAACCAAAAGGUGCCAUCAUCUUGAAAGAUUCCUCCGUUGAAAUUUGCAAUCCUGAAGACACUCUCAAAAAUGGAAAAAAACCACCUUCCGAAAAUGGACAAUCUGAUUACUAUUCCAAUACAACCACUCUUCACAAAUUUCUUGAGAAAAGGGGGGGUAAUUCAGACCGUGUGGUUGUAUUGCUCGUGGUCAAGACACCCUUUCGAUCGUUUUGGUUAUUGAAUGCAGAUUUGAAAAUUGUGCAACAAUGGUCACAAUUUAUCACACAAGUAGCGAAUGGAGACAAUUUAGAGUCCAAUUCCAAAAACUCAUUUUCGAAACAUGGUGGAUCGAAAAAAUUGGGAUGGAUGAUUAAAUCAGGAGGAAAAUUGAAAGCAUCGUGGAAACAACGAUUUUUUGUGUUGCGAAACGAUAUGCUUUAUUAUUAUAAACCUAAAAAGGAGAGUGACACGAAUCAAAGUAGUAAUUCCAACCAUGUACAAGACAUGGUCAAUAUUUCCGAAUUGGAUGCAAAACUGCAGAAUAUGAUUGCUCAAGGAGUUGUCACAUUUUACAAUUCAACCAUUCAGUUUAAACAAAAUCCAGCAAAGAAAAAGAAGAAAGUUAAAAACGCUGAAGAUUUAUUGCAUGAAAUUGAAGAGUCGGGAACUUCACGAGAUCGAUCGAGAUCAGUAAGCUCGCUUCGACGCAGUACUGUCGAUAAGAGAUGGUCUCUAUCAUCCAUUUCGAAUGGUCAAUUUAUCAUUCCAGAAGAACCUUUCGACAAUGAUUUUCAAAAAACUUGGUUUGCCUUUGAAAUUCGAACACCUUCUCGAACCUAUACCAUUUAUGCCAAAACUCAAGAUGAUUGUGAUGAAUGGGUGUUAUUCUUAUUCGAAUCAAUCCUUAAUGUAAUGGGAGAGUUGUCACAUUUUGUGAAAAUUGGGCAUUCUGACUUUGACGAUGCCACUUCGACCGCUUCAGAUGACAUGAUCGAAAGUGGCGGUUCCUCACUCAAUGCUGACAGUGCUCGUAGUUUAUUGCCCUCUUUGGAAAGUAUCAUUUCUGAGAAUAGUUCUGCGAAUAAUAACAAUUCAGAAACGGAUUCGUCUCGACAUCAGUCGAUGGACAAUAUUGAAGCUCAACCCAUUUCCAUCAUUUCCGAAACCAUUUUCGAUGAAAUUCAAAGAAGAAAGGAAGAUGAAAAAGUUGUUGCACUCUUGAAAAAGUCGAAAAAACGAGAAUCGAUCACAUUUAAAGGUUCCUACAGUGAAAAGUUUGCAUUCUUGGCUACUGAAAAUUCUCUUCAAGCAGAAUUGGUUCCAAUCAAAUUGUAUAUUUUACCUGGAAUUUAUACCGAGUGUCAAACAUUGGUCGUUUCUCAACCCUUAGAAAUUCAUGGAGCUAUUUUUGAAAAUUGCAUUAUUGAAAUGCAUUCAUCAAAAUUCUGUGAACCCAUGAUUCGAAUUAAUAGUGAAAAUGUUCGUUUCAGAAAAUUGAAACUUCGAAUUAUUUCCGAGUUGUCCAAUGAGCAAAUUGAAAUGAAAAACAGAUACAUGAACGGAAAGACCUCAUCGAAUGGAAAAUCGAGCAAUAAGGACUUUCGAAUUCCAUGUGCCAUUCAUGUCGAGAAUGGAAGUCUUUUUCUCGAUGAGUGUGAAAUUACCUUUGAAGAUUUUACAGACCCUGAAACGUUUGUAGAUAAUGAUUUGCAAGGAGGAUCAUGUUGUAUUUUGGUGAGCAACAAUUCCACAUGUGUCACCUAUAACUGUUCGCUCUCCAGUGCACACUAUGGUGUUGUUACGAGCCAAAACGGAACGUGUGUUAGUUUUGGUGGUUCUAUCAAAUCCAAAAUUGCUCCAUUCAUGAACAAUGAUGAAACUUCGAGUUCAAGAAAUUAUCAUGUACAGGUAUCUUCAUGUAAAUAA